AUGACUAUUUCACCAAUUAAAAUAUCUCCAAAAACAACGACUAUGACCCCAACAAGUAGUGUUAAAGGGAUGUCUGAACCGUCGGCUUCAGAACCGUCCGAACCUUUAAUGCCCCUUAUGCAAGUAUAUAUGCGUAGAAAAUUCUUCGAACCCAAAUUAAUGUCAACUCCACCGCCUAUUGCAGAACAAUUUCUUUAUGACUUGAGGAAAAUGAUAUCGGUAGCUAGGGAAAGAAUUCGAAAUAGGAGACAUGUCCCUCGCCUUCCUCCCGUUGCAGAAAGUGACGACGAAACAACAAUUUCAGCAGCAACUACAGCAAAUGGCAAUUGUAUUAUUUCCGGAUCUCUCCAAACAAAAUCAGAACAAAUUAAAAACGGAACAGAAGAAAAUAAAAAAGAAGAGAAAAUUGCUCCAAAUAUUUGUUGUUUAAAUAAAGAAAAUUCCAAAGAAAAAGAAAAAAGGAAUUCGGGUAAUUUACAACAAAAAAUGGAUUAUUGUUUAGUUGAAAAGAAGGGAGAAGAGAAGGGUGAAGAAGAAGAAAAAGGAGAAGGAGAUAUCCCUAAGGAAAUUAUUAAUGAAAAGGAGGAGGUGGAAAUUACUGAAGAAGGGAAGGAAGAAAUGAAGGAAGAGAAGGAAGAAGAAAAGGAGGAUAAGGCGUUCAUUGAAGGAAUAAUCUGUUCUGAAACAAAAAUAGAUUUAUUUAAUGAGAAUUUGGAAUUAAAUGAAAUUAUGGAGGAGGAAUUGAAUGAAUUGGAGAAGGAAGAGAAUUGCGGGAAUAUUGAGGAAAUGAAGGAAAAGGAUAAAGAAGGCGAAUUAAAUGAUAAUGAAUUUUUGGAAAAUGAUGAGGGGAAGGUUGAUAAAUUUGAAAAGGAAAUUGAUUUGGGAAGGGAGGAAAAUGAAGAGGAGUUGAAGAAGGAUGAGGAGAUAAUGCCGAUAGAAGACUAUUUUGAUGGAAAUUCAGCAGAAACAACGGAAGAAGAAAAGAAAACAACAAAAUCAGAACAAGUUGAAAUGACAAAAGAAAUUAAACAAUCAAUUCCUUUAAUUCCUCAAACACUUCCAGAACACCAAUUAAAUAAUGCUUAUAUUCCUCCCCCAAGUCGAAUACCCUCAGCAAUACCUUCAACAAUUAAUGGAAAAUCACCAAAAAUUCCUUUAAAAUUUCCUUCUUCAAAUAGAAAAACUUCUUCAAAUAAUUGUGUAAAACCUCCACCACUUCCACCUAGACCACCACCACAAAUUAAUGGACAAACUAAUGGAACUACACCUGUAAUGAAGGAAUCUUUUUUGACUGUAAUGGCGGCAAAGAGAAAAGCUGCUUCUGGAAUUGCUAGAAGACAGAAACAGAAUGGAAGGCAAGUUUUUGAAAAUGAAAUAAUGGGGGUUUGGGAAAUUUGA
Messenger RNA from Meloidogyne enterolobii, 1398 nucleotides. The record is from the annotation of a GenBank genome assembly. Lineage: Eukaryota; Metazoa; Nematoda; Chromadorea; Rhabditida; Meloidogynidae.